Falco peregrinus (peregrine falcon) is the source of this 3607-nucleotide messenger RNA. It is a transcript of the gene BARD1, whose product is annotated as BRCA1 associated RING domain 1. The transcript is spliced from 11 exons. The record is from RefSeq and is a predicted model, not a curated record. Gene Ontology annotation, molecular function: protein binding. Bases 56 to 2422 code for a protein of 788 amino acids. Lineage: Eukaryota; Metazoa; Chordata; Aves; Falconiformes; Falconidae.
UGCGCAGUGGUGGCGGGCGGGGGAUUUGGAGCGGCGGCGGCGCCGGUACCGAGCGAUGAGGGAGGUGCUGCGCGGCCGCUCGGGCAACCGGCUGGCCCCGGAGGGCCAGCCCCGCACCGCUGCCCCCAUGGCGCCGCCCGGGCCCCCCUGGGCCCGCACCCUGGCCGCGCUGGGGCAGCUGGAGAGGGCGCUGAGCUGCUCCCGCUGCGCCGGCGUCCUGCGGCAGCCCGUGUCCCUGGGGCAGUGCGGGCACGUCUUCUGCCUAUCUUGCCUGGGUGACUGUGUUGGCACAGAAUGCCCAGUGUGCCACAUGCCAGCCUGGGUGCAAGAUGUACAGAUACACCGGCAACUAGAUAACAUGAUUCAGCUUUGCAGCAAACUGCAGCAUCUGCUGGGUGUGGACACCUCAGAUUCAACAAAAGAUGCGUCUACACAAAGUGACCCAGACGUUGAAAAAAAGAGUAAGAAGGAACAGAUAAAAAUGUGGUUCAGCCCAAGAAGUAGGAAGAUCCGAUGUGUCCUGAACAAGAGUCAGCCUCAGACUACAAGUAGCAUCCUUAGUCAAGACACAUCCUCGGCUUAUGAUUUCUGUCCUUCCUCUUCUCCUGAAAAGCCCUCCAAGCCAACAAAAAAGCCAGUGCAGAGACAGAGUAAGAAGAUGAAAAAGAAACGUCUAGCAGACAUAAACAAAGCGUGGAGCUUAGAGAAGGCUGAGCAGAAAGGAGUUGAGAAGACUCCCAAGGGAAGAUGUGUAACCAUCUGCAGUCAGCCAAUUGUCUCAUGUACUCCAGAACCAAAUAGCUCUGGAGAGACACUUCAGCAGGAGUCUGUAAAGGAAGCUGACUCCAGCAAAAAUACAGAAAAUGUGGAAAUGUCGCCACAGGUAAAAUCCUUAGAGAAGAAAGAUAACAGUGAGGUCAUGUGCUCUGCAGAGGCAGACAAGGAAAAAAAAUAUGCUACAGAGACAUCACUGUCAAUAGAAAAUGAAACUAUGCCUUUAAAACGUGGAAGGGAGCAAUCCAGGCUUCGGAUUACUUCUCGGUCUAAAAGACAGAGAACAGAGAUGAGCAUUAUUGGGAAGUCAGACAGGCAGGCAGAUUGCUUAGAGGAGUUACCUCAGGACUGCUCUGUCUCCCCAGCAACUGAAUGCAAGGCACCAGUUCAGAUUUCUUACUCUGUAUCGAAACCCACUGACACUGUAAUGAAGACAAGAAGCUCUGCAGUCUUUAAAGCAAUAAAUAGUCCUUCACUUCCAAAGUCUCCCUCUACCCCAUCUACUUCUAAGACUUGUAAUCGAUUAGGAAUACCACCCAGCCCUUCUGUGUUGAAGUCCCCUGGUGGUAACACAAUUGCCAAAAGAAAUUACAGAGGAGAGACUUUGCUGCAUGUUGCUUCCAUCAAGGGUGAUGUAGCAGCUGUUGACCAGCUGCUGAAAAAUGGGGCAGAUCCCAAUGUCAAAGAUAAUGCUGGCUGGACACCACUUCACGAGGCAUGUAAUCAUGGGCACAAAGAAGUGGUGGAGCUGUUGCUACAAUACAAGGCGUUGGUGAAUACUACAGGGUAUCAGAAUGAUUCACCGCUUCACGAUGCUGCCAAGAAUGGGCAUGUGAGCAUUGUUGAGCUCCUGCUUUUGCAUGGUGCUUCCCGUGAUGCAAUUAAUAUAUUUGGUCUACGGCCUGUGGACUAUGCAGAAAGUGAAAAGAUGAAGUCUGUGCUAACGUUACCAGUGAAAAAUGAAUCAUUUUCACUUAAGCAGCCCUCGGAGGCACUGAGCCCCAGCCAGCCAAGGGAUGGACCUCUUGGUAUAUUGGGGAGCAGUCUUAGUUCAGAGCAACAGAAACUGCUGAACAAACUAACAACAGUUCUGAAGGCUCAAAGGUGUAAUGAAUUUAAUAGCAGAGUAACUCAUCUUGUUAUCCCUGAUGUUCCGAUGCCAAGUACUUUCAAGUGUAUGAUGGCUGUUCUGACUGGAUGUUGGGUCCUCAGGUUUGAAUGGGUGCGAGCCUGUCUCCAAACCACAGUUCGAGAACAAGAAGAGAAGUAUGAAAUCCAAGGUGGCCCACAAAGAGGCCGGCUCAACAGAGAACAGCUGCUGCCUAAGUUGUUUGACGGAUGCUACUUCUAUUUUAUGGGAUCUUUCAACAGUCACCAGAAGAGUGAUCUUGUGGAACUGGUCAAAGCAGCAGGAGGACAAAUUCUGGUUAGGCAGCCAAAACCGGACAGUGAUGUGACACAGACAAUCAACACGGUGGCAUACCAUGCAGAAUCUACUUCUGACCAGAGAUGUUGCACUCAGUAUGUGAUCUAUGAUGCGUCUUCUAAAUUCAAGCCGGAGAAAAUUCGUCUGGGCAAAGUCUGGAUGGCCCCCUCCAGCUGGCUUAUAGACUGUGUGAUGUCAUUUCAGCUCCUGCCUGUAAAAUGAAUAUUGAUGCCUCAUGAGCAAGGCUUUUAAAUGUGGUGAAUGUUCAGCAGUUGGAACACUCUGGUGAACACUGGUCUGAAGCUAUGAUUUAUAUUUUGCACUUAGGAGUACAGGAGAGCUUUGACUAUUCAAAUUAGUUACUAAGAUCACUGAUAUACUAGAAUAAAUUAAUUUACAAUGGAGGAGAGACAUAAAUAUACUGCAUUGACAAAUGUGCCUUGGGUUAUUUAGAAUGCUUUAUUUCUGCAUUUAACUUAACUGUAAUAAUCACUGACAUCUUUUAAGUAAGGUUUUGCAAAAUGAAACCUUUUGUAUUCUUGACUUAAACCAUCCCUUUGUAGGUGAUAGAGCAUGACCCCAUUUAUUUUGUGUUUAAUAUCCAUUGACAAGGAUCUACUGUAUGUGUCAGGAUUUCCCAGCCAGGACAGAAUUUGUAUUUAUUUUUAAAGAUAAAUACAAAAAAACCGUGCAUUUCAACAUAGUCAUUUCCCUGUGUAGACAUCUCUUCUGCCAGAUGACGUGAUAUUUCCUAUGACUUCUUACAACUGAAUUUUGCAGGGAAUUCUUGGCGUGGGUUAAACCUUGUAGAAAGUAGAGUUAACUAAUGGCCUGAAUUCAUUUGAAAGUGAAUGAUUUUGAAAACACCAUCUUGAAAAAUCUUGGUCUAAAAUUCUUGAAUUAUAGCAAGAGUAAUGCUUUAUUCACUUCUGUCCUCUUCCACACUUUUAAAGGUGAGACUUAAAUUUUAUUCUAUUUUCUGAAGUUUUUUAAGCGACAGGAUCCUUAUUAAAUUACUACAAUCAAAAAUACUUCUGUAAGUACGGAUAGCUAUCAUGGUUAUGUUAACAGAAAAAGUAUAAUGAUCACAAAAGAAUUAUGCCUCACUUUGCACAAUUAUGCUUAAAAUCAGCUGGCUACAUUGGAGUAAUAAUUGAUUCCUUCACAUUUGUUACAGUAUUUCUCAUAAUUCGUCGUAAGAUGUUGUCAGAAUCUUACUUCCUUAGUCUGUGCUCCUACAUGGUAUCUUGCAUCUUUUCUGUUGCCUUAGUUUGCGAUUUCAUAAUUUAAAAAUGGUGUCUUGCAGUAAUACAUGGUGCAAAUGAUGGUUGUGGGCUGAAACCAAGUCUCUCGUGUCUGCUUCUGCUUUGUGUUUGCUUGUAAUAAAAAAACUUCUAGUGCCAGUAA